This is a messenger RNA of Symbiodinium pilosum, 609 nucleotides long. The record is from the annotation of a GenBank genome assembly. NCBI's taxonomy places the organism in Eukaryota, Dinophyceae, Suessiales, Symbiodiniaceae.
AUGUUCGAGGGCGACGACUUCGUUGGUGCCGAUGCUGCUGUGUCCCCUGCUGCUCAGCCGAAGGCCAAAUCUCAAGGCCGCAAGCGGCAUGCCGCUGGGGAGCGAAAGGAUCUUCCCAACACUGGUGACAACAGCUGCUUCGCCGAGCUUUGCGAGGAGCCCCGGCUGGCGAAGAAAGCCGGCGAGACAGCGACUCUUUGUGCUUCGUGUGCCACCCUGAGCAAAGCCCAGGAAGUCAUGGCAGAGUACGAGGUGAACAACCCGGACGAUUCAAAGUUCAACAAGAAGCACGUGACCCAGUGGGGUACCUUCGAGAAGCGGCGCAAAGUUGGUCGCUCCCGGAAAGGGUGCAAGCCAUACGAGUUCAAGCAAUGGCUGAAGCGAGGCGCCAACGAGAUGGGCUGGACCGACACGGAAUCCAAGAACCAGUGGAAAAAAUGGCUGGCUUCCAAUGUGGAUCGCGAUACCAAGGGGUUGGACGACCAGCUGCGCCUCUGGAUACCCGUCAUAGAGGAGAAGCGCUGGGUUGAUGAGAAAGCCAAGGAGUGGGAAUUGGAAGAGGGCGGCGAUGUUGAGAAAGACUUCGCGUUCAAGGGCGAUCUGAAAAAU